GUAAUGGACCCCGGACAGGAAAGGAAAAGAUAAAUAAACAAUACGGUGGUUUGCACAUUUUAGUUCAUAAUUUUAUAUGCUAUAAACACCGUAGCGUACUCUAAAAACAACGACUACACUAUGGCAGAGGACAAUGAUCUUGAAAAGCGCGCAAUAGAGGAGCUCCUGAGGGAGACGGACCGAGCCAGAGUGAGGGCAGAGACCAUGGGCCCCGCGGGAUGGUUGAAGUGUCCUCUCAAGAGCACAAACAAGCGGUUUCUUCUGAAUACACUGCGCUCCACUGGCCUAGAGCGGCGCUCAAACGAAUCCAAGUCGGAGUCUACCUACAGAGGGCGCCUCAGGAGUGAGUCCCCUGACCGAAGACGUGACCGCAGUAGAUCACCUCCUCACAGGGACGGUGAGAGACACAGGCGUCAUAGAGAUAAAUUCAGUCUUGAUGCCAGUUCGAUUAAACAUUUAAGACGUGAGAAAGACCAGGAAAGACUUGAUACAAACACCAGAGAGAGGAAACAUGCAAGAGAAAAUGGCGGUCAUAAAAAACACAGACACAAAUGAACAUCGGCCACAUUCACAAAGCUCUUUACAUCAGGAAAAGGACUACCUGACAAGUUUUUACCAUGGGUUCUUAUCUAGUCAUGGCCUUCCUCAUUUUUGUUUUAAAAUGUCGUUCCUCACCACAAAUAAGAUGGGUAGCCUGUUGUAAAUAGUUUGUUAUAAAUGAUUUUCAAGUGUUUAUUAUUUAAACAAUAAUAUAAAUAUAUUUCUGUUUGUGGUGGCCCUAUUUGUAUUGAUAUUGCAUCUUAGUUAUACCCUUCUUAAUUUGGAGAUGGGUCUACCAGGGCUGCAAACCCCGGUAGGGUAUAAUAAAAUUUUAUUUGUAACUUC
Molecule: messenger RNA, 885 nt
Organism: Periophthalmus magnuspinnatus
Lineage: Eukaryota; Metazoa; Chordata; Actinopteri; Gobiiformes; Gobiidae
Product: protein POLR1D-like
Exons: 3
Coding region: 121-555 (144 amino acids)
Source: RefSeq, a predicted model, not a curated record